AUUUGGACUCUAGAGAGAGAGAGAGAGAGAGAGGGGAAAGCGGCGGGGGAAGGAAAGGUCAAGGCAUCUGUGGCGCCGCUUCUUCUUCUUAUUUCCGGAAGGGAGGAGAGAUUCUUGGGACGAGCCGCCGCGGAAGGGAUUUCUUUGGCCCCCGUGUUUCGCUUCCAUGGAGAGGGACUUCCUGGGCGCGAUUGGCAGGGCGGGGAAGGGCGGCGGCGACGCGGUGAAGGAGGGCCGGACGGAGUCAGAUAACCCGCCGGCGACGCAGUGGCAGUUCCCGGCGACGUCCGGCGCGGCGCCGGCGUUCAUGUCUUUCCGGAUGGCCAGGGAGGAGGUCUCCAAGGAGUUCUCCAUCUCCGGGUUCCGGCCGCCGGCGGCGGCGCCAACCGGAGACGUCUUCGACGGCAUCAAGAAGCAGGCCUCCUUGCCCGUGAUGCCUCAGCAGAGGCAAUUCGGGCUCAACAACCAGGUCACGGCGCCACAGUAUCCCGCUGCGCCGCACGGCCAGCGCGUGCAGGGGAUGGAUUACAGCGUGGCGGCGCAUCAUCAUCUCCCCGCUGGAACAAGGAUGGUUCAGCCGGUCUCGGUGCGGCAUCCUUCGCCGUUCAACCAGUCGAACCCGAUGCUCGGGUCGCAGAGCUUCCACAACGGCACCGUCGGACCAUUCAAGAACCAGCCUUUCACCAUGAGCAAUGGGUUCGGUGGUUCUACGGUUGGCGUGUAUGGCUCAAGGAACCCGCGUAGUCAGACCUCAACGCAGUUGACAAUAUUCUACAAUGGUUCUGUAAAUGUAUUCGACAACGUCCCCGUGGAGAAGGCUAAAGAACUUAUGAUGUUAGCCAGCAGGGCAUCUAUCCCAAGCCCACCAAGCGCACCGCACAAGCCGGAUUCACCUAUUUCUGCCCCUGCGAAGGUCAACGUGCCUGAGGUUUUGCCUGCUAGGCAGAUCGUAAUUCAGAAACCAGAGCCGUCCGUGCCUCAUGUAUCAACCACUUCAAGUCCAGUUCCCGUUGUCCCACAAGUUGUGGCUCUCUCCAGGAACACAUCCAACUGUACCAUAGAACCCAUGAGGCCAAAACCUGCAGUUCAAAUGCCGGUCACUGCUCCUACCAGUCAGGCAAUGCCGGUCACUGCUGCUACCAGUCAGGCACCCUCGUCUCAGCCAAUGCCUCUGGCAACUACAAGUGCUGCUGUGCCAAGAGCUGUCCCUCAAGCUCGGAAAGCAUCUCUUGCCCGAUUCUUGGAGAAGCGAAAGGAGAGAGUGACUACUGUUGAGCCAUACCCGACAUCAAAGAGCCCGCUACAGAGCAGCGACACCAUAGGCAGCCCUAGCGCUCCCACCAAAUCGUGGUCCACAGACAUCGCCCCGACGAGCAGCAACGGCGAGGAGCCCUUGCUCUUCGGCCAGCCCCGGAACAUCAGCUUCAGCACCGAGGCGUGCCCCAGCACGAAGUUGCAGAUCUGACGCCUCCGAGUGUUCAUAGUAGCUAGACUCCUCGCUGCUCACCGAUGCGGAAGCCUGACGUCCUGUUCCGCAUCUCGGAUGAGGCGGGAUGAUAGGAGGAGACGUACCAUUAGAUGUUGCUGAGUAUAAUUUUGUUUGGCUAGAGCUGUAGCGUUGGCCUAGCCGCCAUAUAGCUGCUGCAGGCUCUUGUUGGUUGUUCUUUUUGCCUGCUCCAUUGUAGUAUUCAGCCUGAGAAACGGACGUGAUGCUUUUGCCUCUGCAUGGAUGUUAUAGGAUUCUACAGAUUUCGCUGA
Messenger RNA from Panicum hallii, 1758 nucleotides. Its product is annotated as protein TIFY 6a-like. NCBI's taxonomy places the organism in Eukaryota, Viridiplantae, Streptophyta, Magnoliopsida, Poales, Poaceae. The coding region runs from base 167 to 1465 and encodes 432 amino acids. Gene Ontology annotation, cellular component: nucleus. The record is from RefSeq and is a predicted model, not a curated record. Gene Ontology annotation, biological process: regulation of defense response; regulation of jasmonic acid mediated signaling pathway; response to wounding. The transcript is spliced from 7 exons.